This is a messenger RNA of Salmo salar (Atlantic salmon), 6413 nucleotides long. Its product is annotated as pyruvate carboxylase, mitochondrial. Lineage: Eukaryota; Metazoa; Chordata; Actinopteri; Salmoniformes; Salmonidae. Gene Ontology annotation, biological process: pyruvate metabolic process; gluconeogenesis. Gene Ontology annotation, molecular function: ATP binding; pyruvate carboxylase activity; metal ion binding. The record is from RefSeq and is a predicted model, not a curated record. Gene Ontology annotation, cellular component: cytoplasm.
CUGGAAACAGAUAGACAAAAUAAAUGGAUAUAUAGAUCAGGCCCACUGGAUUCUCUAUGACCCCGUGUGCGAGCGUAUUCAUGGACGUAAUCAAGAUAACCAAUAGCAAGAGGAGGUGGGCGAGUCGUGUGAGUGGGUUGGACGUCUCAUGUAAAUAGACUGCUAGCUAGUCUUUUAAACCCAAUACUUUUUUUCUGUCAUCAACCGGGACUGGUAGCUAGGGUGCACAGAAAACAAACAAAAAACACGAUCUGAGGGGGACCUCCGUCAUCUCACAGUACCCAGCUAGCUAAUUGCGUUGAUUGAAGAAGAGUUAUCUCCCAGCAACAGUCAAUAGCAACACACCGACACUCCUGCUAACGUCAGAUAGCCACAGAUAGUUAGCUGGGAGACUUUCAAGCCUAUUCAAGCGUGCUAACGUUAGUCUUGAAGCGGCAAGAUGCUGCUGCAGGUUGGAGGCAUGCGUUCGGCCCUGGGGCUGCUGGCUGUCAGGAGGGCAUGCUGCCUGUCCCGCUCCAACAACACCUCCACUCAUACUCUGGAGUACAAGCCCAUCAAAAAGGUUAUGGUGGCCAACAGAGGUGAGAUUGCUAUCCGUGUGUUUCGGGCCUGCACUGAGCUGGGGAUCCGGACGGUGGCUGUCUACUCUGAACAGGACACAGGCCAGAUGCACAGGCAGAAGGCAGAUGAGGCUUACCUCAUAGGGAAGGGCUUGCCGCCCGUGGCUGCAUACCUGGACAUCCCUGACAUCAUCAAAGUGGCUAAGGAGAAUGAUGUGGAUGCCAUCCACCCUGGGUACGGCUUCCUGUCUGAGCGAUCAGACUUUGCCCAGGCGUGUGCCGAUGCUGGGGUACGCUUCAUUGGCCCUUCCCCUGAAGUGGUGCGCAAGAUGGGAGACAAAGUGGAAGCUCGAGCCAUCGCUAUCCGUGCAGGAGUCCCAGUGGUACCAGGGACAGACGGCCCCGUCACUUGCCUAUCGGAGGCCCAGGAGUUUUCCAACACCUAUGGCUUUCCCAUAAUCUUCAAGGCUGCCUAUGGCGGUGGGGGCAGGGGGAUGAGGGUGGUCAAAGAGUACGAGGAGCUGGAGGAGAACUAUCAGCGUGCGUACUCUGAGGCCCUGGCGGCGUUUGGGAACGGUGCUCUGUUCGUGGAGAAGUUCGUUGAGAGACCCAGACACAUUGAAGUGCAAAUCCUGGGUGACAAGUAUGGUAAUGUUAUCCACCUGUAUGAGAGGGACUGCUCUAUCCAGAGGAGGCACCAGAAGGUGGUAGAGAUGGCCCCGGCUGUACAACUGGACCCACACCUCCGGGACAGACUCACCGCUGACUCUGUCAACCUGGCCAGACAGGUGGGCUAUGAGAAUGCUGGCACAGUGGAGUUCCUGGUGGAUAAACAUGGAAGGCACUACUUCAUCGAGGUCAACUCACGCCUGCAGGUGGAGCACACCGUUACCGAGCAGAUCACGGAUGUGGACCUGGUUCAUGCUCAGCUGCACGUGUGUGAGGGGCGUAGCCUGCCAGAGCUGGGCCUGAAGCAGGAUAAGAUCCGGAUCAAUGGCUUCGCCAUCCAAUGCCGUGUGACCACAGAGGACCCUGCCCGCGGCUUCCAGCCUGACACUGGACGGCUUGAGGUGUUCCGGACUGGAGAGGGCAUGGGCAUCCGUCUGGACAGUGCCUCCGCGUUCCAGGGGGCCGUCAUCUCCCCCCACUACGACUCCCUCCUGGUCAAAGUCAUCGCCAGCGGGAAUGACCUGCCUGCCGCCGCUGCCAAGAUGAACCGGGCGCUGGCAGAGUUCCGUGUCCGCGGGGUCAAGACCAACAUCCCCUUCCUCCAGAACGUUCUUAGUAACGACCAGUUCCUGUAUGGCACCGUUGACACCCAGUUCAUAGAUGAGAACCAGGAGCUCUUCAACCUUAAACCGGUCCAGAACCGAGCCCAGAAGCUGCUGCACUACCUGGGUCAUGUGAUGGUAAACGGCCCCACCACUCCCAUCCCAGUGAAGGCCAAGCCCUCCUCUAUCGAUCCUGUGAUCCCACCCAUUCCUCUGGGUGAGCCUCCGGUUGGGUUCCGUGACGUCCUCUUGAGGGAGGGUCCAGAGGGCUUUGCCAAGGCGGUGCGUGCCCACAAGGGUCUGCUGCUCAUGGACACCACCUUCAGAGAUGCCCACCAGUCUCUCCUAGCCACACGUGUCCGCACCCACGAUCUCAAACAGAUCGCCCCCUUCGUGGCCCAUAACUUCAGCAAUCUCUUUAGCGUGGAGAACUGGGGAGGUGCCACUUUUGAUGUGGCAAUGCGUUUCCUGUGUGAGUGUCCAUGGAAACGACUGCAGGAGCUGAGAGCUCUGCUGCCCAACGUGCCUUUCCAGAUGCUGCUGAGAGGAGCCAACGCUGUGGGCUACACCAACUACCCCGACAACGCAGUGUUCAAGUUCUGUGAGGUGGCCAAGGAGAACGGCAUGGACAUCUUCCGUGUUUUCGACUCUCUGAACUACCUGCCCAACCUGAUGCUGGGUAUGGAGGCUGCUGGGGCUGCCGGGGGCGUGGUGGAGGCCUCCAUCUCCUACACAGGAGAUGUGUCUGACCCCAUGAGGCAGAAGUACUCUCUGGACUACUACCUGAAGCUGGCUGAUGAGCUGGUCAGAGCUGGAACACACAUACUGAACGUCAAGGACAUGGCAGGGCUGCUGAAGCCUGAGUCUAGCCGGAUGCUGAUUGGUGCUCUGAGGGACCGUUUCCCUGACAUGCCCAUCCACGUCCACACCCAUGACACGGCAGGCGCCGGCGUGGCCGCCAUGCUGGCGUGUGCCGAGGCCGGGGCCGACAUCGUAGACGUUGCUGUGGACUCCAUGGCUGGGAUGACAUCGCAGCCCAGCAUGGGAGCCAUUGUCGCCUGCACCAAGGGAACCAAAUUCAACACAGGCAUAUCUCUGGAGAAUGUGUAUGACUACAGUGAGUACUGGGAGGUUGCUCGCGGGCUCUAUGCACCGUUUGACUGUACAGCCACUAUGAAGUCUGGCAAUGCUGACGUGUAUGAGAACGAGAUCCCUGGAGGCCAGUACACCAACCUGCACUUCCAGGCUCACAGCAUGGGCCUGGGACACAAGUUCAAGGAGGUGAAGAAGUCCUACACAGAGGCCAACAAGCUGCUGGGUGACCUCAUCAAGGUGACUCCCUCCUCAAAGAUUGUGGGCGACCUGGCCCAGUUCAUGGUGCAGAACUCUUUGACGAGGGCGGAGGUGGAGGAGAGGGCUGAUGAGCUCUCCUUCCCCCUCUCUGUGGUGGAGUUCCUGCAGGGCCACAUUGGCAUCCCACACGGAGGCUUCCCUGAACCCUUCAGGUCCAAGGUGCUGAAGAAUAUGCCACGGGUGGAGGGCCGCCCUGGUGCCUCUCUGCCCGCCAUGGACUUCGAGGCCCUAGAGAAACAGUUGCGAGAGACACACGGAGAUGACAUUACUCCUGAGGAGGUGAUGUCAGCAGCCAUGUACCCCAAGGUGUUCCAGGAAUUCAAGGAGUUUACCCAUCAGUUUGGCCCCGUGGACUGCCUCAACACACGCCUGUUCCUCGAUGGACCCAAGAUUGCUGAGGAGUUCGAGGUGGAGUUGGAGCGAGGGAAGACCCUCCACAUCAAAGCCCUCGCCCUGGGAGAUCUCAACAAGGCUGGCCAGAGGGAGGUGUUCUUUGAGCUGAAUGGAGCUCUCAGAUCUGUCCUGGUCAAGGAUACAGUGGCCAUGAAGGAGAUGCACUUCCACCCCAAGGCGCUGAAGGACGUGCGUGGCCAGGUGGGGGCGCCCAUGCCCGGGAAGGUGGUGGAGGUGAAGGUGAAGCAGGGCCAGACGGUGGAGAAGGGCCAGCCUCUGUGUGUGCUCAGCGCCAUGAAGAUGGAGACAGUGGUCAACUCUCCCCUCUCCGGCACCGUGGUCAAGAUUUACGUCAACGCCGACAGCAGCCUGGAGGGAGACGACCUCAUCCUGGAGAUCACCGAGUAGGACAGGAAAGGCCACCAGCAGGAACCAUUAACCAUAGCACAACCAUAGCACAACCUUAGCACAACCUUUGCGCUUCAAGUCACACAUGCUAAAGUACAAGUCCAACUGUAGAAAAGACAGAUAUAUUUUUGAAAUUCUGGAAAAUAUAUAUAGUAUGAUUGUAAUCAAUUAACAUUUAGUCUGUUUGUUUUCUUGUUGGAGAGCUUCCUAUGAUGUUUGCACUUGUGUGAUAUAUGCGGUAAUCCACUGUCACUUUAGCAACUGAAAAGUACAAUCAUUAACCAUUAAUGGUGACUAAUCUGUUACAUUUCGUAUUAACAUAUGACUGUUCGUCUAUGUACGUCAUUCUGGAACGCGUUCCCGAAGAGUGAAGUCACUGAGGCCAGGCCAAUGAAAAAAGGAUUUCAUUAAUAAUUAGAAAGCAAUUGACAAGCAGUUGACAUUCAGGUAUUUCAUGUAAUGUAAAAUCUUGGCUUAUCAUGUUUUAAAUUCCACAGAACACUUUGGGCAAUCCCCGUACGUGCAUCACCGCCUUGAUUUUGAUCAUUUGAUAUGUUGAAAUCUAAAAAUGAAAGUAAAUGUAAUAAUAUAGAUGUUCAAGCAUAAUAAGUGUUCUGUUCCUUCCAGCCUCCAUCUCACUACAUUGACUGAGUAAAGAUGUUUUAAGCAUCUACUCUCAAUACAUGUGUUCACUCAUCAUUGCGUUACUUUCACACAUUUUUCCCAACCCGUUUUAAAAUGAAACAAGCUUUUACAGUAAAUGUCCUUAUAUUCAAAGGUCUUAUUGAAGCAUAAGUGACUCAGUUGACCAAAACUGUUCCUUUUAGAUAUGGAACCUAGAAGAACAUUCUUUUUUUUGACCGACUGCUUUGCUUUGUAAAUGAAUGCAAAUAUUCUUGAUAUUGAGUUUUUGGCAACUCGCUGUGAAUUCUAAACAUAGAAAUGAAUCAUACUGAAUUGGACAUAUUUAGUUCUGGUACUCAUUGGGACAGACUGGACUCUGGUUAGAUUUACAGAUUGUAGGGGGUAGUUUAAUGUGCUCCAUCUGUGAUAGUAGAUUACUAAGGGGUUUGUUUUGUUUCCGUCCAUCCGUCCGCCCUCCCCCAAUUGUAAACCUGAAUAACCUAUGACAAAAUUAUUGGGUCCAAUUUUUUUGGUAGUUUUUAUUUUUGUGUGGAGAGUAAAUAAAUGGUAGGCUGUAUUUUAAUGUUACUGCUGCAUAUGGCAUGACCUUACAGUACAUGCUGGGCAAUGCCUGAGUGCUCUUGACGGAUGUUAAACGUUUACAGAUUCUCAUUCUGUCACAACUGUCAUGGUAAUCACUUAGUGUGACCGUUUACAUCUGUGGUGAGUGUGUUGAUGAUCAUGAGCAUUGCUUAUGUCAUGCAGUAUUUGCAGUGCAAGGGGAAAUGUGAAAUGUUAUUGAUUUUAAGAUUUUUUGACACGUCAAAAAACUGCUUUGUCAUGAGUAAAAACAACAACAAAAUGACUCACAUUUUCUUGUCUUAGAAUUAUUUAAUAAAACCGGAGUUGUAUCAAACCAUUAAUCCAAUGUUUCUUAGACUCUUAUAACGCCUGUAUGUGAAACAUAAGACUUAAGUCUACUAAUACAACAAUUUAUCCUGGUAACUUACGAGCGACAUGAGUACUGUGCAUUAAAUAUUUUCUAAGGCAAAUAGGAGCCUAUAUAUAAGAAAAACAAAUAUUAGUGAGCUUUAUCUGUAGAUGUACAGGUAACUGACAAAAUAAAGGACACACUAACAUAGUGUCUUAAUAGGAUGUUGGGCCACCAUGAGCCAGAACAGCUUUAAUGUGCCUCUUUUGGAAGAAUGCGACACCAUUCUUCCAUGGGGAAAAUUCCAUCAUUUGGUGUUUUGUUGAUGGUGGUGGAAAACGCUGUCUCAGGCGCUGCUGCAGAAUCUCACAUAAGUGUUCAAUUGGGUUGAGAUCUGGUGACCUGAGACGGCUAUAGCAUAUGGUUUACAUCGUUUUCAUGCUCAUCAAACCAUUCAGUGACCAGUGGAUUCACCCUAAGGUGGCAUAGCCAUGGUAGCCCGAAAUAAUGACCUGCCUUGCAUUUUUAUACAUGACCCUAAGCAUGAUGGGAUGUAAAUUGCUUAAUUAACUCAAGAACCGCACCUCUGUGGAAGCACCUGCUUUUAAUAUACUUUGUAUCCAUCAGUUACUCAAGCGUUUUCAUUAUUUUGGCAGUUACCUGUAUUUGUAAGCUUAUAGAAUAGCAAUGUCAUUUGUAUUCGAGUCCCUUUCUGGGGAUGUGGAUUUAUGUGGCAUUUGUUAUCUCAUCCUUCCAUGGCAUUUUUGUCUGUUUUGAUAACAUCAGUUUUAAGAUAUGCGAAUACUAAUUCCGUGUAACCAUGUUCUUUUCAAUGUGACAACUUUGAAAGAAAUUAAAAGGGCAUACAUAACA